CGCGUGCUCGCCCCCUGUCACGUGCGCGCCGCCCACCCAAUGGCGGCGGCGGACGGAGGCGCUGGAGUACGGCGGCUGGGGAAGGCACCAGGAUUACGUAACCGCGCGGAGAGAGCAGCUGCACGAUUACUGGGGGCAGAUUAGAGAUUACGUUGAUUCAGCAGAUUGUCCUGUGCAUGUCUGGGAAAGAUUACACCAGCAGAGUUAAGAAUACCCAUUUGCUGUGGUGCUGUUUUAGAAGAAUAGCCUCUGACCAAGAAUAAAAAUUGUUGUCGGAAUAAUAUGCGAACAGAUCAUGAAGAACUCUGUGGCACCAGUUAUGGAUCUUUUUGUCUAAACGGAGGGAUUUGUUAUAUGAUUCCUACUGUAUCCAGCCCAUUCUGCAGGUGUAUUGAGAAUUACACAGGAGCCCGUUGUGAGGAAGUUUUGCUGCCCAGCAUCAAGUCCCAAACAAAAGGUGACCUGUUCGCAGCUUUCUUGGCUUCAUUACUUCUUCUAGGAGUUCUUGUAAUUGGAGCAUUCUACUUCCUUUGCAGGAAAGCUUCCAUUCCAAGAACAAGUUCUUCAGAGUAUGGUGCCAGCCUGGUUGAAAUGACAAGCUGCAACAAAAUAAUAACAGAGUAAAGCAUUAGGAAUAGAAGAAUGCAGAGCAACCCUAGAAAUACACUAGAUGCUGAAAGCAAGAUGAGAGAAGAAAGACGACUGGAAUAGGAGGCUUCACUUAGGUGUUGGAGAAGACUGCAACUAAGACACAAAAAGUAGCACUUAAUACAGUUUCUGCCUAUUUUUAAAGAUGUAUCAAAUUAUAUGGAAAUUACUAAUAAUUUGUUUGCAUUUUGUACAAUUUUUCAUGACAAGUUACUGUUUCCAAUAAUGCACAGCUAGCAGCAUGAGAUCAUUUUGGGUUUUACUGCACAUAAAAUAUGAAAUCAUCUUUUUGUCACUCCAUAGAGAAGAAGAGAUAAUGGUAUAAUGGUAGGGGGUUUAGCAUCAGGUAAUUCUAUGAAGUUUCGAUAGGAUUGUCCUUUCUCAUAUGAUUGCCCCAGAGAAGUUGAAGUCUAUUGUGAUUCAGGCUUCCAAAUUUAUACCUGAGAUACAUGGCCAGAAUUUGGCUUGCUUCAGAUACACUUACUAAAUGUAGGGGGAACAAAAAGUACCUUUCUCCAGCUAAUACUGACUCCUUGGGGUUGUUCUAAAUAGCAAUACAACACGAGGCUCAGGUCACAGUGACAGUGUAUUGGGCAUGAGAUUUUAACUCAGAUUAAAAGGAAAAAAAAAAGGAAAGAGAUUGGUAAUGGUUAAAAGAGCUUCACUAGGCAGAAUAUUUACCCUUUUUUGGUAUAUGUCACUGCUGUUAUACAAUACACCUCCCUUAAUGGUUUUAUUUUUGUCUUGCUAUCUUCAGAAAAUCUUGCUACUUGAAGAAGACUUACACCUUAACUGAAAUUUUCUAGUUGAUAUUUCAGAUACUAGAAGCCAGAAAUUUUACUCAUCAGGUCCAUUUCUGACACAAAGUAUAAUCCAGACAGUGUCUUGUCUGAGCUGCCCUCUCUAAAGGUUUAUUUUAUUCACAUAACCAUUUGCUGAUCACACCAGUAUGUUACACAACCCUACCUAGUUGCUUACAGGAUUCUCUUACUCAGACAAAGAGAAGCCAGAUGACAUGGUCCACCUCUGUUUCUGCCUUGACAACACCAAGAGAUUGUCUGGUUAGAGGCACAGAAACUGAACAAUUUUCUUCUCAUUUCUAGCACUGGAGGUUGAAACCAGCAAAACUCAGGUAUGAUUCCAUUAAGGCAUAUUACCUAGCAGCUCAUUAUAUGGGAUUUAUAAGGCUGUAUUGAACAGAAAACGGAGAAAAUGUCUAGAAUUGAAAAGGGAGAAAAUUCAGAAUACAGAUUUCUUAUCUCUCAAAUAAACAAUCCAGAGAUCUAUGUAAGUAUAGGUGCAAAGAAAAUCUUGAGUAAGCUUCUAUUUCUGAGAGGUAUUCUACAUGCUCUAGUGUCAGAUUAAAAAGUGUGUAUUUUAUAUCAAUGUAGUCAGUAUGGGAAGACAGAGGAGACAUGCUGUUACAGCAUAUAAGGUAAGAAGUCAAAGAGAGAACAGUCUUAUAAUAGCUACCAGAAAAGAAAACAGAAAAAUACAUUACCUUCUGAGGACUCAUGUCAGAGACAUUAGAUUCAACAUCAAAGCUCAGCAUCUGAAGAAAGAUACUGAGGGCACCAAAUCAAGUAUAGGACCUGAUCCAAAGAUAAAGUCAUAUGAAGCAGUAAACUAUCAUUUUCUCCCCAAAUGAACUCAUCCUAUACAUUCUUUUCUGGACUUCAGACCUUCAGCAGACACUCUGGAGGGAGUUGACCGUGUUUUAAAGGCUAGGAAAAGUAAAAGUGAUUUUUCAUCACACAGAGACAUGCCACUGGGAGUUGUAGCCGUACUGACAGCUACAUUAGUAUCAGUAUGACCUAAAGUACUUUGCACCACCUCAGGGAAAACGAAUGACUCCCAUGUGUUAUUGUUCAUGAGACAUUCAGGCUUAAUGUUCAAGUUUUGUGCACUGUUCUCAUUGAAGGAGGAAAAGGUGUGUGGUCAUCCUAAACAGAAAUUCAGGAAGGAAAUAUUAGUGGAGAUUUUAAUAUAUAAAUAGACUGAAGUUGUGCUCUACCAACUCUUAGACAGACAUGGAAUAGUUAUUUACUGUUACCUACCUUGUUUGCAUUAUUCAGGAAACAAUUUGUACAGAAAGUGGGGAUGAAUAAACCCCAACUCUUUAAAUGUAAACAACCUGAUUUAUGAGGCCAUGUUAUUUUUGAAGGAAACCCCACUAGAGAUUGAAACUGCUUCUAACCCAUUGCAUCUGAGAACAUUUCAGCUUCUAAAAUUACUUUGGUUCACAAAGUUCAUGAAUAUGACAUUCAGGUCAAAAUGAGAUCAGGCUGCAAAUUCAUUUCCAAGUGAUCUAAUGCCACAGAAAGUACAGGGUAGCCAACACUACAUGUAAUUUGAUAAAACUGUACAACAUUCUAGCAAUGCUUGCUUAUGAAAUUCAGCAAGUAGACCUGUGAGCAAUAAAGCUAAAGAAACACCAGUUCCAGUGUAUCAGAUCUUGUGGCUGGAGUCACUGGAGUCUCGUGUAUGUGCGCAGGGAUGAGUAAUAAGGUCUGCCUUCCACAUUUUACUCGUGUUUUCAUGAAACACAGGAUCUCAUGUCUUCAAAACCGCCCCACCACCAGCUCAAAGAAACCCACAAAAGACCUAUUUCCUAGCACGCUUCACUCUGAUUACACAAUAAUUUACUAUAGCAGUACAGCAAAAAAAUUAUACCUGGGGGUCAUGUUGUCCUUCCAGCAUGCUGUAGUAAAGUGUUGCAAAAACCUUUUGAUCAUUAGCAGAAGGAAAUGCAAGCCAUGAACAGGAAAUCUUUUGAUAGACCUAAGUGGUUGCUCAUAGGUUACUCAGUAUGUAACUUUCUAUCCAUAGCCCAAAAACUGGAGCAAAGUCUGAGAAAAAGGGAAGGAGAAAUGACUGUUCAGAAACACCCAAGAGCAUUUCCCUGCGUUGCAGAGUCUUCUUACUAGUAUUAAGUGGGAAGACCAACGAUAAGUUCAUUUGGUAGCACUUCCUAUUUUAAUUGACCUUUCGUAUUGUGCAACUCCUGAAGAAUACACUGCGUUAAAAAAAAAGCUUCUUCCUGGACUUGCAUGUUCUAAGAGCAGUAGAAGGGCACUGACAGCCUGACUCAGUUAUUUGAAAAUGGAAAGCAGUGAAGAAAUGGGGGAAGAGAACUUAUCACAACAGAAACGGUGCCCAUGCCGUUGUUUUUGUUGGGUUUGGACUAGGAGCUAUCAAACUGAGCAGAGUCCAAGCAGCCAGGGAACGCAGAGUUGACCUGGAAAGGACAAAAACUCCUGUGACAUGUUCAUCAUGAGCAUGUACCUAGAAGAGACUGCCCAAGCAGAGGGAGAGCCUUAGACAAAGGCAGUUAUAGAUUUAACAUGGGAUGCCCAACUCUUCUGCAUUAAAAAACAUCACCUCCUUAGGUCUUUGGCAUUCUUUCAGACUUAAAGGACAUCAAGCUACCUCCAGUGAAAAACAGACUGGAUUAACUAGGAUAAGAGUUUGCACUUGUACUAUGCCCCUUUUCAAACCCAGGGAUAUUAAUGAAGAUGUAUGUCUUGGAAUCUACUCGGGGGUUAAAAAAAACACCUGGAACUAAAGUGUGUUACAGUUCUCUGUGAAGGUUUUUUACAUUACCAGAAUGCAUACAUACCUCUCUCUGUUAUAAUGGCUUCUGUUGACAUCUGCAUACUUAAGAGAUGGAACAUUCAUGUAUCAGAAUAAUGAAAAUAAUCCAGACAAAUUAUUUGCAGUUAAAGUUACUGAAAAAAAGUGCUGCUUAAGAAACUACUACCUUAUUUCCUGGACUUCAGUGGAAAAUGAACAAACAAAACCAGCCGAACGUGCAUGUCUGAACGUUUCAGAACACCUAAAAUAGUUUUCAUCAUUGCAUGUAACAAGAUCUGCUUGUGCUUAUCCAAA
Pogoniulus pusillus (Red-fronted tinkerbird) is the source of this 4536-nucleotide messenger RNA. It is a transcript of the gene NRG4, whose product is annotated as neuregulin 4. The coding region runs from base 283 to 624 and encodes 113 amino acids. The transcript has 7 exons. The record is from RefSeq and is a predicted model, not a curated record. Gene Ontology annotation, biological process: positive regulation of mitotic nuclear division; epidermal growth factor receptor signaling pathway; positive regulation of cell population proliferation. Lineage: Eukaryota; Metazoa; Chordata; Aves; Piciformes; Lybiidae. Gene Ontology annotation, molecular function: growth factor activity; epidermal growth factor receptor binding.